Molecule: messenger RNA, 1271 nt
Organism: Papilio polytes (common Mormon)
Lineage: Eukaryota; Metazoa; Arthropoda; Insecta; Lepidoptera; Papilionidae
Product: CD63 antigen-like
Exons: 6
Coding region: 113-919 (268 amino acids)
Cellular component (GO): membrane
Source: RefSeq, a predicted model, not a curated record
AAUUACUUUAGGUAUUGCGAAGAUAGAAUUAGAAAAUAAUACAAAAUAUAGAAAAUUAAUCAUUGAUAACGAUAUAAAAUAUUUGUUAGAAAUAUAUUACAACAUCUCGAAAAUGAGAAGUAGUGGUUUAGUUUUAUUCGCUUGUGCAGGACUACUGUUGAGUGGAGGCGCUAUAUUGGGCGGGUCUACAGCAUUCACCCUACUGCGUAUGUCGUAUUACUUCUGGACGACUGACCUCGGCGUCGAGCUUGGUGCUAUCGUGCUGUUCAUCGCAGGCGCCUUCCUCUGCCUACCCUCCUGCUGGCUUGCUACAUUAGCACCUUACCAUAGUAAAUCCGUAUCAAUUCUAGCUACGCUAAUGCUGUUGGUGACGACCUCCAUACUUCUGCUAUCGACGGGUAUGUCGGCCAUCACGGGACUAUCGAAGGCGGUGCGUGAGCCUGGCGCGCUUAACGCCAGCAUGCUGCGUGCUAUGGCGCACGAAUCUGUGGACCCCGCUGUACGGACCGCCUUCUCCGCUAUGCAGAUCGAGUUGAAAUGUUGCGGCGUGCAAUCAUACGCGGACUGGUACCAGCACCGCAGAGUGUUGCCACCCUCCUGCUGCGGACGAUUACUGAAUGGCAAGAAUGGGGAGCAGUGUACCAAUCCGAUGCACACGGGGGGCUGCCUGCGCCCCGCACUCAACGAGAUCAGGAUGUUCAUCAACUCCGUCUGCGUGCUCGCCUCCGCCAUCAUCAUUGUCAUGGCUUCAACAUUAUUUACGGCGGCGUAUACAUUGGUUUCUAAUGCGUUGGAGCGCAAGGAGUCACGUGCGCUGAAGAUAGCUCAGCCGCUGCGUAUCGCCUGUCUGCACCCCACCAUACCAGCGCCAGAUAUGCAGCAGUCCGUCGCCAACGUACCCAUAACCCCUCAGAUUUAAAUAUUUACACAAGAGUUUUGUUACAUUUCUUCAUUGUAAUGUAGGUACAGUUGUUUUAUUACAAAAUACUUUUCGUUUUAAGAAUUUGAGAUUCAAUUUAAAAGUGCAUAUUUAGAUAAAUUAUGUUGUAUCGCUUUUCUUAUAAUUCUUAAGAUAUUUUUCAUAAAGUAUGCGUUACUUUUGUUAGUCUUUCUUUUAGUUUCUUCUCUAGAUUAUAGUUUAAAUUAAACUGUGUAUGCUUAAGUAUUAGAAUUUCAGGUUAUAUGCACAAAUAUUGGAACUAAACUAGAGAGGAGUUUGAAGGGUUUCGGAAGGAGAUUUCAAAAUUGUAAUUUAUUUAUUAAAAUAAAUA